This is a messenger RNA of Ipomoea nil (Japanese morning glory), 1008 nucleotides long. RefSeq lists its product as uncharacterized. Lineage: Eukaryota; Viridiplantae; Streptophyta; Magnoliopsida; Solanales; Convolvulaceae. The record is from RefSeq and is a predicted model, not a curated record. The coding region runs from base 1 to 1008 and encodes 335 amino acids. The transcript has a single exon.
AUGGUAUCAGAGCGUCACUGGAGUUACGCCGCGGCAGUCAUGGCGGAAACUGAGAACGACGACAAGAAUUUCAUUGAUCAAGUUCCUUUGAACCAGAUUCCGACGAAUCCAAGUUCCGUUCAGCGUGUAGAAGAGUUUGACGACCAUAUGUACUUACAUAUAACUGAGAAUCCUAACCCUAUUCUUGCCUCUCCACUGCUAUUGAAAGUCAACUACGCGUCCUGGAGCAGAUCCAUGAGGAUUGCUCUUGAGGUCAAGAACAAGUAUGGUUUCGUCGAUGGAAGCAUAGUUAAUCCUGGAGAAUCCGAUCCUAGGUUUCCGAUUUGGAGGAGAUGCAACAAUAUCGUGCGCUCAUGGAUCUUUAAAUCCCUCAGCUCCACGAUUACAGAAGGAGUGCUGUACUUCGAAGUUGCGGCUGACAUUUGGAAUGUUCUUAAAAAGAGGUACUCUCAGGUCGAUGCUCACAGAAUUGCCGAGUUGCAGAAUGAGAUUUACAGGUGCACUCAAGGUAGUCUUUCUAUCAAUGAGUAUUUCACAAAAUCUUAUGCUCUGUGGGUGCAAAUGAAUGCUAUGAGGCCUAUUCCAAAGUGCGGAUGCAUACCAAAGUGUUCAUGUGCUCUCAUCAGUAAGAUUCAAAAAGAAAAAGAGGAAGAUCAGAUAAUUCAUUUUUUGGAAGGGCUAAACGAAAAAUAUGAGAACAUUAAGUCUGGAAUAUUGGUUAUGGAUCCCAUCCCGAUCAUGGAAAAGGUCCUUAACAUGGCUCCAAAAAUGGAGAGAAAGCUCAAAAGUUCUCGCAAUGUGAAGAACCCUGAUCUGAUUCAGUCGAAUGCUGUUCAAAAUGCACCUGACCACUGUGCAGAAGACCAAACUGUUGUAGCUGCUUCAACUUCUUAUAACAAGAAAAAGUUCAAUAGCAGCUCAGGGAAGAAUGUGCCUAAAUGCACAUUCUGCGGAAUGCUUGGACACACGGUGGAAAAAUGCUACAAGAAGCAUGGUUUUCCUCCAUGA